AGCCUUGUAUUUAUAACCUGACCCUAGUUGAAGUGCACUGAACCCGGCCGGUACGUGUUUUCCCGGGCUUUCUCACACACAACCGUUGGAACAAUACACAGUUUUCCCGGGCUCCAGUUCAACGCCGCGGAGUCUAUAUAUAAAAGUUGAAAUAGGAGCGGAGACCAGUUACACUUAACUAAUCAAACUAUCAACAUGUCUGGACGCGGUAAAGGAGGCAAAGUUAAGGGAAAGGCAAAGUCCAGGUCCAGCCGUGCUGGACUUCAGUUCCCCGUUGGACGUAUCCAUCGUCUUUUGAGGAAGGGCAACUAUGCUGAGCGUGUCGGAGCCGGUGCCCCCGUCUACAUGGCCGCCGUCAUGGAGUACCUCGCAGCUGAGGUUCUCGAGCUGGCUGGAAAUGCUGCUCGUGACAACAAGAAGACCAGAAUCAUCCCCCGUCACCUUCAACUCGCCAUCAGAAACGACGAGGAGCUGAACAAACUUCUGUCCGGUGUCACCAUCGCCCAGGGAGGUGUCCUGCCUAACAUCCAGGCCGUCCUCCUCCCCAAGAAGUCUGAGAAGACCAAGGCCUAAGCGCCUAUUUCUCUCUUUUCCUACACAAACCCCGGCCCUUUUCA
Molecule: messenger RNA, 617 nt
Organism: Eurytemora carolleeae
Lineage: Eukaryota; Metazoa; Arthropoda; Copepoda; Calanoida; Temoridae
Product: histone H2A
Exons: 1
Coding region: 196-573 (125 amino acids)
Cellular component (GO): nucleosome
Molecular function (GO): protein heterodimerization activity; structural constituent of chromatin; DNA binding
Source: RefSeq, a predicted model, not a curated record